GCUAUAAAGCUGAAACCUGCCGCCGUUUUUUGAGGCCGGAACGGAGGAUUUUGGGGGUCUCCGCUCGGAGGCAGAGGCCAUCUGCUGCGGAGGUCCUGGUGGCCCACGAUGACGAUGGCGGCGGCGAGGAGGAGGAAGGCCACGGUGAUGGGCGCCUGGGCGCUGCGGCUCUGGGCGGCGGCGUUUUGGGGGGCUUUGCACCUCCCCGCCGCGCCCGCCGCGGCCCCGCGCCACCUCGGCCGAGACUUCAUCGCGGCCUUCAUGCAGAACGGCUUGCGGCAGACCCUCAGCAGCGACUUCAAGCUGCUCCUCACAGCCUACUCGCCCACGUCCAUCACCAUCUCCAUGAAGCAGCCCAGGCUGCACAUGACGGUGCAGGCGACGGCCGGGCAGACCGUCAUGGUGAAGAUCCCGCCGCAGGCGGAGAUGGUCGGCAGCAAGGCGUUCGACAACGCCGUGCUGGUGCAGGCCACCGACGACAUCUCGGUGCUCAUGGUCAGCGAGAAGCCCGCCUCGGGCGACUCCACCUUGGUGUACCCCGUGAGCAGCUUGGGCACCGAGUACUACGUGGUGACGCCCAACGUGGGCACCGACCGCUACGGCGAGUUCGUGGUGGCCGCCUGGGACGAGCCGACCGCCGUUGACGUGCACCUCAAAGCCCCCGUGACCUACGAAGGACACCCUUACCCCCGCGGCUCCGUCUUGUCCCUCCGCCUGGACGCCUUCCAAGCAGCCCAGCUCCAAAGCUCCUCCGACCUGUCCGGCACCAGGAUCGUGGCUCAGAAACCCGUGGCCGUUUUCACCGGUCACACCUGCUCGGCAAGGUUCACCCGGUGCAACCACCUGCUGGAGCAGCUCCAGCCCGUCUCCAGCUGGGGCAGCACGUUCGUCGUGCCCCCUUUGCCUUUCGAAGCGCGCUCCGACAUCGUCUACGUCUCCACCGCCCGGGCGGCUCGCGUGGAGUCCCAACACGGGGCCUCCUCCAGGACCGUUCGGGAGGUGCUGUCGGCCCGCUCGAUGCUCUACGGCCUUCAGGCUCCGAACAGCUUGAGCAUCUCGGCCAACGCUGGCCUCCAAGUCAUGUUCUUCUCCGACGGAAGCCACGGGGAGGCUCUGCCUUACGGACCGUUCUUCAUGACCAUCCCGGACGUCUCCAGCUACUGCCGCUCCUACGUCGUCUUCUCCCGGGACGGCUACGAGAACUACGCCGUGUUGAUCGCCAAGACGGCGGCCACCAGCUCCAUCAAGCUCAACAGGAACCCGCUGAGGACGGCGGCGUGGAAGGAGGUGCCGGGGACGGACUACUCGUGGGCCGGGCACCGCCUGGGCGGGCGCUUCAAAGCUCACGCGGUGGAGAGCGAGACGUCGCCCUUCGGGCUGCUCAGCGUGGGGCUGGGCAAGGAGAAGGCCUACGGCUCGGCGGCCAUCUGCAACAGCGAUCCGUGCCGGGGAGCGCGAUGCCGAGCCAAGGAAACGUGCCGGGUGAAGGACGGGCAAGCCGCCUGCCUGCCCGACUACCUGGGGACCUGCCUGAGGACGCCGGACCCGCAGUACCGCACCUUCGACGGCGCGACCGUCGCCUUCCCGGCCGGCUGCGCCUACACCGUGGCCAAGUCCUGCGGCGGCGAUCGCGCCCUGGAGCCCUUCGCCGUCGACGAGAGGGAGGAAGAGGAGGAGGAGGAGGAGGAGGGCGGCAGCUCCCGGGGGUGGCUGGCCGGCGUCCGCGUCUACGGCUACAACAUCUCGGUGCGCGCGGGAGGCGGCGGCGAGGUCCAGGUCAACCAGCAGCUCACCAGCCUUCCCGCCAGCCUGGAAGCCGGGAAGAUCGAAAUCUCCCGAAACGAGGGCCGAACCAUCCUGCGGACGGACUUCGGGCUGCAGGUGACCUACGACGAGGACCUGGCCCUCAUGGUGGCCGUGCCCAGCAGCUACUUCGGGGCCACCUGCGGCCUCUGCGGCAACUUCAACGAGGACCCGGAUGACGAGAUGACGCUUCCCAACGGCACCCGGGCUUCCAGCGUGGAAGAGUGGUUGGACGGUUGGCGAGAUCCCACCUGCUGGGACCACUGCGGCGGGCGAUGUCCCAAAUGCGACCGGGAGCGGUGGCGGGCGGCGGGCGACGCCUCUCGCUGCGGCGUGAUGGACGCGGCCUCCGAGGGGCCCUUCGCGGCGUGUCGCGCCCGCGUGAGCCCCGAGGACUACGUCGCCCGUUGCGUCUUGGAGGUCUGCAGCUCCGCGGGAGACCCGCGGACCUUGUGCCGGGCCCUGGAGACCUACGCGACCGCCUGCGAGGAGCACGGCGUCGCCGUCGCCGGCUGGAAGGAGGAGACGGGUUGCGCUCUGAGCUGCCCGGAGAACGACCGGUGCGACCCGAGCUUCGUCCCGGAGAGCGACGCGACCGUCCCGACCGAGAAGCGCGGCUGCGUCCACGGCGGACGUACCUACGGGGCCGGGCAGGAGUUUUGGGAAGACGGGAGCUGCCGUACCCGUUGCAGAUGCGACGGCGGCCGGGGCGAGGCUCUCUGCCGGGAGGCCUCCUGCAAGGUCCAUCAGACGUGCGCCGAGGUGGACGGCGUCUACCGCUGCGUGGCCAACAAGUACUCCACCUGCGUGGGGACGGGCGACCCUCACUACACCACCUUCGACGGGCUGAGGUUCGACUUCCAGGGCACCUGCGUCUACCAGUUGGCCGCCGUCUGCGCCGACGACCCGGCGCUGGUCCCCUUCCGCGUCACCGUGGAGAACAACAACCGGGGCAGCAGAGCCGUGUCCUUCACCAAGACGGUGACCCUCGAGGUCUACGGCAACGUCGUCACCAUGAGCCAGGAGCACCCGCGCAAGGUCAAGGUCAACGGCGUCUUCGUGGAGCUGCCGUUCUCCCACGAGGACCUCUUCACCGUCUACGCCAGCGGCGUCCACGGCUUCGUGCGCACCCGCUUCGACGUGCGGGUGAGCUUCGACUGGUACAGCUACGCCCGGGUCAUCGUGCCCCAAGCCUACGCCGGCGCCGUCUGCGGGCUCUGCGGCGACGCCAACGGCGACCCCGACGACGACUUCGUGGCGCCGGACGGGCGCCGGUUGACCGACCCCGUCCAGUUCGCCGACAGCUGGAAGGUGGCCGACGUGCCCGGUUGCUCGGCCGGUUGCGUGGGCGACUGUCCUCUCUGCAACGAAGAGCAGAAGAAACCCUACCGGGGCGACGGCUACUGCGGGGUGAUGGCCGGGGCCGGCGGGCCCUUCGCCGCCUGCCACGCGGCCCUCGACCCCGCGCCCUUCGUCGAGGACUGCGCCUUCGACGUCUGCCAGUACAGAGGCCACCGGGACACCUUGUGCAGCGCCGUCGCCGCCUACGUCACGGCUUGCCAGAUCCAGGGCGUCCCGCUCCGGGCUUGGAGGACGCCCGAUUUUUGCGGCCCCGUGUGCCCCCGUAAUUCGCACUACGAGCUCUGCGGGACCGGCUGCCCAGCCACGUGCCGGCGGCCGGCGGCCGCGGCCGAUUGCGACGCGCCCUGCGCCGAAGGCUGCUUCUGCGACGCCGGCUUCGUGCUGAGCGGGGACGAGUGCGUGGCGGCGGCCGAGUGCGGCUGCGAGCACCGGGGCCGCUACUACAAGCUGGGCGAGGACUUCUACGCCGACGGGUCGUGCCGGGAGAGGUGCACCUGCCAGCCCCGCGGGGCGGUGGCGUGCCGGGAGACCUCCUGCGGGCCCCACGAGGAGUGCCGGGUGGAGCGCGGCGUGCUGGGGUGCCACGCGGUGGGCUACGGCAGGUUGGUGGUGGCCGGCGACCCUCACCACGUGACCUUCGACGGACGCUCCUUCCACCUCCGGGGCUCCUGCACCUACGUCUUGGCUCGGCUCUGCAAGCCGGACCCUCGGUUGGCCAACUUCUCGGUGCUGCUGGAGAACCACAGCCCCGGGCGGGCCAACGUGGUCCUCGUGAAGAAAGUGGUCGUCUCCGUCCACGGCUACACCGUCACCAUGGAGCGGGGGCGGACGUGGGAGGUGACGGUGAACGGCGAGCGCUACACGCUGCCGCUGGCCACGGCGGACGACAAGCUGCGGAUCAGCCAGGAGGGGACCAACGUGGUCCUCGACGCCGCCUCGGGUCUCCAGCUCCUCUACAACACGGCCUCCUACCUCCUGGUCACCGUUCCCAGCAGCUACCAGGGCCGCGUGUGCGGCUUAGGAGGCAACUACAACGGCAAGAAAGAAGACGACUUCCAGCUGCCCGACGGGACCGCGGCGCGGAGCGUGGAGGAGUUCGUGGCCUCCUGGAAGGUCCCCGCGGAGGACGGAGCGUGCUCGGACGGCUGCGGCGCCGACUGCCCGGCUUGCGACUCCGCCGAGACGGUUCCUUACCGCUCCGGAGACUCCUGCGGGCUCAUCCAAGAUCCGGCAGGACCUUUCGGGAAGUGUCACCCUCGAGUGAGCCCCGUCGAGUAUUUCCACCACUGCCUCUACGACGUGUGCGCGGCGAACGGCGCCCGGGACACCCUCUGCCAGAGCCUCCAAGCUUACGCGGCCGCCUGCCAAGCCGCCGGGGCCGAGAUAGCCGCCUGGAGAACGGCCACCUUCUGCCCCCUCUCCUGCCCGCCCCACAGCCACUACGCGCUGUGCACCCGCUCGUGCGACUCCACCUGCGCCAGCCUCUCCGUCGCGGCCCCGUGCGGCCGGAGGUGCUUCGAGGGCUGCCAGUGCGACGACGGCUACCUCUUCGACGGGGCGGCCUGCGUCUCCGUAGAGCGCUGCGGCUGCGUGCACCAGGGGCGGUACCUCAAGGCCGCCGAGACCGUCGUCUCCGACAACUGCACGGCCCGCUGCGCCUGCCACCCGUCCCGGGGCCUGAGGUGCGAGGAGACCCGUUGCGGGCCGGACGAGGAGUGCGCCGCGACGGGCGGGAGGCGGCGGUGCGUCGGGCGACGGGGCACCUGCCGCGUGUCGCCCGGGGCCGCCAUGACCACCUUCGACGGCGCCGUGGGGCGGCUGCCGGGCGGCGGCGCCUACAAGGUGACGGCGCUGUGCGACGAGAGCUCGCCCGCCUGGUUCAAGGUGGUGCUGGAGGUGGGGAGCUGCCGGGGGGACGGCGUCCUCGCCGGCGCCGCCCUCUUCGUCUUCUUCCGCGACGCCCUCGUCGCCCUCAACGCGGACAUGGAGGCCUGGGUGAACGGCAUUUUCACGCGCCCGCCGGCCGCCGUGUCCGACGCCGCCUCGCUGAGCGUCGAGGGCGACAACGUCACCGUCUCCCACUCCUCGGGCCUCCGGGUGGUCUUCAGCCCCGAGGGCGAGGUGACGGUGACCGCGGGCGCCGCGUUGGCCGGCCGGCUCUGCGCUCCCUGCGGCGACUUCGACGGCGACGCCGGCAACGACGUGACGCUGCCCGACGGCCGGGCCGCCCGCGACCUCGCCGACGUGGUGGACGCCUGGAGAGCCAAGGACUUCGCCGGAUGCCGCGUCUCGGACCGCAGGCGGACCGAAGUCGAAGCCCCCGUCUACCCGGCGCAGUAGGUGCAACCCUCUCGUUGCAGCCAGAGGCGUCUACAGGCGGACGUAGCACCACCACCACCCACCACCACCCCCAAAAAAAACCCAAAACACCCCAAAACGGCU
Rhea pennata is the source of this 5607-nucleotide messenger RNA. RefSeq names its product IgGFc-binding protein-like. Bases 109 to 5505 code for a protein of 1798 amino acids. The transcript is spliced from 13 exons. Lineage: Eukaryota; Metazoa; Chordata; Aves; Rheiformes; Rheidae. The record is from RefSeq and is a predicted model, not a curated record. Gene Ontology annotation, molecular function: protein binding.